Ustilaginoidea virens is the source of this 1656-nucleotide messenger RNA. RefSeq lists its product as uncharacterized. The transcript is spliced from 6 exons. Bases 1 to 1656 code for a protein of 551 amino acids. Lineage: Eukaryota; Fungi; Ascomycota; Sordariomycetes; Hypocreales; Clavicipitaceae. Gene Ontology annotation, cellular component: cytoplasm. Gene Ontology annotation, biological process: purine nucleobase biosynthetic process; purine nucleotide biosynthetic process. The record is from RefSeq and is a predicted model, not a curated record. Gene Ontology annotation, molecular function: amidophosphoribosyltransferase activity.
AUGUGUGGUGUUGCGGGUGUACUUCUGGGCGACCCGAAAGCUGCCACGGCCGCCGUCGAUCUCUACGAGUCUCUCUUCUACCUGCAGCAUCGUGGACAGGAUGCUGCAGGCAUCUCCGUCUGCUACGGCGGUCGCGUUUAUCAAUGCAAGGCCAAUGGUAUGGCCCAAAGAGUCUUUAGUCACAUUGCUGACGGAAACGCAUUGAUUGAGAAUCUGCCGGGCUGGUGUGGCAUCGCGCAUCUACGUUAUCCCACCGCGGGCACCUCCUCUGCAGCCGAGGCCCAGCCAUUCUUCAUAAAUAGUCCCUACGGCGUGUCCAUGUCCGUCAACGGGAACCUCAUCAACUCCGACUACCUCCGCGAGUUCCUGGAUACCGAGGCACGACGGCAUGUAAACUCUGAUUCCGACUCGGAGCUCCUGUUGAACAUAUUCGCAAACUCGCUCCACGAAUUGGGAAAGCCACGGGCAAACAAGGACGACAUUUUCACCGCACUUCGCGACGUGUACGCAAAGUGCAUUGGGGCUUUUGCCUGCACUGCCAUGAUUACGGGCUUCGGAAUUCUCGGUUUCAGAGAUGCCAACGGCAUACGGCCUCUUUGUCUUGGAUCACGACAGUCGCAGACGCUGGGAGGAGCAAAGGACUACUUUCUCGCAUCAGAGUCUGUUGCCCUGAGGCAGCUUGGCUUCACCGACGUUGUGGACAUUCUUCCAGGGCAGGCUGUCUUUAUCGAGAAGGGCGGUGUUGCCCAUUUUCGCCAAAUCGUCGAGAGAAGAUCCUACACGCCGGACAUUUUCGAAUAUGUUUACUUUUCAAGGCCCGACUCACUGGUCGAUGGAAUCUCUGUCCAUCGCAGUCGGCAAAACAUGGGAGCCAAGCUUGCAACAAAACUGAAGAAAACGCUGGGCGAAGGCGGAAUCAAGGAGAUUGACGUCGUCAUCCCCGUCCCGGAAACGUCAAAUACCGCGGCGGCUACUCUGGCGAGCUGCCUCGGCGUCGAAUUCUCGUCCGCCUUUGUCAAGAACAGAUACGUCUAUCGCACAUUCAUCCUGCCCGGCCAAGAUGCCAGGAAGAAGGGCAUCCGGCGGAAGCUCUCGCCCAUCGAGUCCGAGUUCAAGGGCAAGAGUGUCUGCAUAGUAGACGACUCGAUCGUGCGAGGAAACACUUCGCGCGAAAUCGUCCAAAUGGCCAGGGAAGCCGGGGCCGCUCGCGUCAUCGUGGUCUCGUGCUCUCCUCCCAUCAGCCACCCGCACAUCUACGGCAUAGAUCUGGCCGACCCCACGGAACUCGUGGCGUACGGGAGGACCGCCGACGAGAUUGCGCGGCACAUCAACGCCGACAGCGUCAUAUUCCAAGACCUGGACGACCUGAAUGCGGCGUGCGUCGAGGCAGCCAACGGCGACGGCGACGGCGCAGUGCAAGACUUUGAGGUGGGGGUGUUUUCCGGAAAGUACGUGACGGAGAUUCCCGAGGGCUACUUUGAGCACCUCGUCAGCCUGCGGGGGAAGAAAGGCAAGGGCAGGCCCUUGAAUGUGAACGGCGGGCCCGUUCAGGCGGCGGGCCCGGGGAAGGCUCACGCCGCGGAAUCAGUCUCUGCUAGCCGGGAGUAUCCUGACGACAUCAACAUUCACAAUCUUGCCGGUGGGCGGCCGUCUUGA